CAUUUCCAAACUCGGCAGCACCGUUCGAAGCAAGCAGCUCCUGAUGCACUCGCAGUCACGAGUCUUGAAUUUUCGAUUUCCCCCGCCAGCCUCGUACCCAUUCAAGAUUGCCGUUGCAACAAUAUACAAACACCGAAAGUCAUCAUCAUCCAAGAUUGACUCCACAAGCCGCAUCGAUUGUUCAAUUCCUACAGUCUGGCAGCUUCUCUUCUCUACAAUUCUUCAUCUUUGCCAUUCAAUUGCGCUACUCAGGUGACCUUGCCGCCAGCAACCGCGCUCGCCGGCUUGGUCACUUGACUGCAUCAGAUUCGACCGACCGAAGGCGACGGGUGGCGCUGACUGCGCAAUCGAGCUGGUGCAUUUCGGUGAUCGCGAGGGCCGUUCGUCCCGACGUAGCUCUUGCGCCAUCCUCUAUCUACAUCAUCAUCCACACCACGCAAGCAUCUACGCGAUGCAGCAUCACGAGCCUUACCCACCUCGAGACAUGUACGCUCCGGGUCCAUCAAGCGCUGGAAUGACAUACUCCAUGCCGCGAGCCUCUCAUGUCCCUGUCGCCCACACAGACGAGCGCUCGCACGCAACUGCGAUGUGGGACGACUCGUCGAGUGGAUCCAAACGGAGUGCUGCCACUCCGCUCGCCGCCGCUUCGCCUACCUCGCCACCAAAGAUGACCACUGCCUGCACCAGGUGCAGCAAUCUGAAAGUAAAGUGCGAUGGUCAGCAACCUUGUGCAAAGUGCAUCACAGCAGAGAAAUCGGAUGAUUGCGAGUACAGGGCUGCAAAAAAGAGAGGGCCGCCUAAGGGAUGUCCGGCGCGCGGCGGCAUCAAGAAGCGAAGUUUCCUGGAAGGGGUCACUCAGCAGGACGAGCCUAGUGCGCCCCCGAGGAAAACGAGAGGGUCAUCAGAGAAUACACGCAAAAGAGGAAUGAAGUUGGCAGGAUCAGAGGGGGAUCAAAUUGAUGACGAGGCCUACAAGGCGGCGCGAGGGUUGCGCGACCUUCAUGGUCAAACAAGUCCUUCAAGCUCAACGACGUACAGCACAGCGCACAGCACCCACAGUGCGGGCCCAGCAUACGCAUCAGUCCUUGCAGCAAGCGAAGCAGAUGCUGGUCAUGGGCUACUCGCGCUCGGAGUGGCAGCAGCGCAAGCCGCAGAGUCUAACAAUCAACGCUCCGGAGGCUUUGGACAACUACAGCCAGGCUUUCCCGAGCAGUGGCCAGCCAUAGGCGCCAAGCAUGGCUCUCCGCCCUUCGCACAACCCGAUCUCAACCCACAGCGGCGUACCGAGGCUGCCGAGCACAUGGGCUUGGGUCGACCAGGGCUAGAGGCCUGGCAAACGACCUCAGCGCAGCGUGCAUCUUCGCCAAUCACGUCCAGCGCACCGCGCAUGAUCGCAGAUCCCACUGCGGCAAGUGCUGUCACUCGAGGCGACGGUAGCGUUUUCCCAGAUCUCCGACCGUUCGCUUCUCGACAGUCGUCUUAUGGUUUCAGUCAUGCGAGAACGCCUAGUGCUGGCUCGCAUCAGCCGGCAUUUCUUCCGGGCGCCACCCAAGGUCAAGGUGCACCAACAAAUGGAUGGCACGUUUCGAAUCCCCAACCAGGUCCCCCUCCAGCGACGUCACAAUAUAGCAACGAGCAAGCUGUACCCGGCGCUCUACCAUUCGCUAGUGAAGCAGCCAAAUUGAGCGGUGAUCACUACCUUGCGACCCUAGAUGAUCGGGUUGAAGACAGUCUGUGCCAGUACUUUCUCGCCUUUCACCACUCUCUAUGGCCAAUGUUCUACGCACCCACAAUCACAUCUCUCAAGGAAUUGCGCAAGCGCGAGCCGAACUUGUGGAAGGCAGUCAUUGGAGGGGCAGCUGCGACCGCAGAUGUCGAAUCAGGGCCCCCACGGUCAGGCAAGCCGCCCGUCGGCUUCACUGAACUCAGCGAGACAUUGAUCUCCGAUGCGAAGGCCAGCAUUCUCGCGAAUGAGCUUGGAUCACGUCCAAGGAUUGCCACGUGUCAGGCGCUCAUUCUCAUCACCCUAUGCGAGCUGGGCCAUGGCAGAAUGUCAUCCGCUUGGAAUCUUGGUGGUCUUGCUUGCAGAGUCGCUUUGGAUCUCAGACUUCACCUCGAGGACGAUCGCCCUCUACUCGCCAGCACGGAGGCACUCAGCGAAUCACGACCGUCUUCCUGGCUAAAGGCCGUGGUGCCUCAAGAGAGGAGACGAACGUUUUGGGCCUGCUACGCUCUCGACAAGAUGCUCUGCGCAGUGUUGGAGAAGCCUGUCAUGCUUCGAGCUGCCGAUAGUAGCCAGCCUCUCCCAAGCGCGUCGGAGCGCGAUGAGACCGACGUAUGGCUAUCCAGUGAGAGCGCUAAAUAUGCUGAAACCUUCGCUCGGAACGGCCUACAGGGUGUGCGCACACACUCACUUAGCAACUUUGUCGCGUGGGUCGAGACACUUCAGGCGCUCGAGACGGUUAUGCAAGAGGUGUACUCCUUGCGCGCUCGCAGUGAUCGCUGUGCGCCUGCUUGCAGCAGCAAUGCUUCGGAAGCCUCAUCAGGAGCGGAUGCUAGCGCUGCGCUCAAGCGCAACAAGCAGGUGCUGAUCUCAUGGACCCACAAUCUGCCUCGACACCUUCUCUGGGCAAGUCCAACGGCCAGAGCGAUAGGGGGAAUGGAUGCAACUCAGGUGCCGGGCUUCAAUCCGCCGCCCGUAGUCACUCCGCAUCUGCUCACCGUGCGCGGAUGGUUUUGCACCACGGUACUGCUCUUGCACCGACCAUGGAUCAUGUCGGACAGCGGCAUCUCAAGCGACGUCAAAGGCGGGGAUCCUGUUGGAACUGGGACCUGGGGCGGUAGGCAGGCGACACGCGCGUGCGCCAAGCAAGUAUGCUUGGUUGCCGCGACGGAAUUGCUUGAACUCUUUGCGUGCUACGAGAGAUGGUUUCGCUCCAGAAAGGUGCCCAGCAGUUGGCCGUACUUGCUUUUCUCUGCUGCUACUGUCUUUGCGCCUUUGGCUGGAUUUGGUCGCAAGGCUGUCAAAGAUCGGUCAUCACAGGAUGGACUUGAUGUAGCUUCGGAAAAGUACGAAGCUUGUAUGGCGAUGCUCGAACGCUUGUCGCAGGUCUGGGAGUCUGCGCGGCACCUCGCGUCGGUCCUCAAGUCUAUUCGCCGUUCGUCCGCCCUCGACAAAGCUGUGGAGGAUCCAGGGUUGAACGAGCAGCUGCAAGCGGUGGUAGACAAGACCGCAGGAGCAGUUGCCGCGCAUCCGGGUCAUGGCGCUGGCGUAGUACCGAUGACGCUCGGGGCUUACAUGUCCCGGCAGGCACAGCGAAACACACAAGAUGGCGGGUCUCCAAAGGAGGAGGACCCUUCUGGUGACGGGGAUGUUUCGUCAGCCAUUCGUCCCUGGACCUCUCAUGGCGGACCAGUCUCGAUGACGCAGAACGGGCAAAUGAACAAUCAGCAUUCAGCAUACAAAGAAGAGGAUUCGGCAAACAUGUUUGCUGGUCCUGAUGGCGUCGAUGCGAGCGCUGAGGCAGGCCAUCAUGGCGACCAACCUCUGAUUGGCUCCGCGAUGGAAAGCAUGGACAACAUUGCCGGGGCGUCGCAGCUGUCUUCCGACAUGGUCAAUACUGGAGUCAAUCUCAGCAGCGGAAUUUGGAACAUGAUGCCUCUGGGAAUGCCGGUCGCCGGCACGGAUCACGUGUGGGACACCUUCUUGGACACUCUGGCCCGAUGACACCGGUCAUCGAGAUUAGAAGACGAUUUGGGUUCGCGUAGCAAGGACGCAGCCAGACUUCGGAAGGUCCGCGACCCGUUCGUGGUCCUUCGUCCCCUUUGAUCUGCCGGCCGCGCCGUCCUCAGCGGGGCGAAACCGCAAGAAUGACGCCCCGCAGCAGCAGCUUCACUCAGUCACGGCGCCCACAAUCAGGACCCGACUCUUGACGAUCUCAUCGCUUCGACCCGUAGUCAGUGGCUGUGUGCAGCGCCUCCCUCAUUUGUACUCUUUUCAUCCCUACUACUCACUCUCAAAUUGAUCGCUACGCUUGCAACGCGACUCUGGCAGUUGCUCAUUUCGUAAUGGGAUGACGUCACUGCGCGAGUUGUUGAUCAAGCUUCAACAAGGGCAGAAACAUGAGAUGCG
Messenger RNA from Ceraceosorus guamensis, 4132 nucleotides. RefSeq lists its product as hypothetical. The coding region runs from base 452 to 3727 and encodes 1091 amino acids. The record is from RefSeq and is a predicted model, not a curated record. The transcript is spliced from 3 exons. Lineage: Eukaryota; Fungi; Basidiomycota; Exobasidiomycetes; Ceraceosorales; Ceraceosoraceae. Gene Ontology annotation, biological process: regulation of DNA-templated transcription; DNA-templated transcription. Gene Ontology annotation, molecular function: zinc ion binding; DNA binding; DNA-binding transcription factor activity, RNA polymerase II-specific.